This is a messenger RNA of Ascochyta rabiei, 462 nucleotides long. RefSeq lists its product as uncharacterized. The coding region runs from base 1 to 462 and encodes 153 amino acids. NCBI's taxonomy places the organism in Eukaryota, Fungi, Ascomycota, Dothideomycetes, Pleosporales, Didymellaceae. The transcript has 2 exons. The record is from RefSeq and is a predicted model, not a curated record.
AUGGCUGCAACAUUUAUCUCUCCCAAAAUCGUGAAAGUCGAUGGAGUCUGGCAGAUUGAAGGCAAGCCACGCGAGGACCUUCAGGUCUGUGCCCGCUACAAUCCCUCCAAUCUGCCUGGAAAAACAAUCCUCGUCCUCCUCGUGGACAUCCCACCCAACGGCGGCACUCCAUCACACCGACAUGGCGGCGCGACCGCCAUCGCGAUACCCUUUUCUGGCUCCUCACUCAACCAGAUGAAUGACCAAGAGCCUCAGAUGUACGCGCCGGGAGCGUUCUGGUACGAAGCACCUGGCUGCCAUCAUCGGCGGUCCGAAAAUCCCAGCUCAACAGAAACAGCAAGGUUUUAUGCUGUUAUGAUUGUGGACGAUGAGGUUCUGGGGGGCAAGGGGGGAGAUGAGUAUGGGAACGUUUUCGUACUCGAUAAGGAGGUCGAGAUGGGGGAGAAAGCGGCAAGCAAAUAG